Messenger RNA from Haliotis rufescens (red abalone), 858 nucleotides. RefSeq lists its product as uncharacterized. The record is from RefSeq and is a predicted model, not a curated record. The transcript is spliced from 6 exons. The coding region runs from base 23 to 826 and encodes 267 amino acids. Lineage: Eukaryota; Metazoa; Mollusca; Gastropoda; Lepetellida; Haliotidae.
AAGGUCAUCUCGUCUUCCUAGCAUGGUGACGGACAGGCCUGAUCAUGGCCACGUGUCGCCAGUGUCUGAUGACAUCGACCACCCCGUGAGCCGCAUCCGCUCACUCAGUCUGCUGCAUCUUCCCCCCUGCGACGAGUUGCCAGAAUUACCUGAGCGUUAUCUGAUAAACACUUUCCACAGUUAUAUGUCCAAUAUCAACUUUCUGUGCGAACGUCAGCUACGGAUGGGGGGACUGGGUGAAGAUGGCUGGGACGUUUGUGAUGAUGACAGGCCCCGCCCCGCCCCUCCUUGUCUGGUGUACUCGGUCGGAACGUCACUUGGAUCCACCUUUGAUGACGACGUUCGGCGCCUCUACCGUUGUGAUGUUGUUGCUUUGAGAACUCACCCUGUAGAACACUACCGUCGUGCCCCUGGGCUGACGGUGAUGAGGGCAGGACUGGGCGUUGUCUACACAGGGAACAGAUGGGAAUUUCUCACCCUCCGGACACUUCAGGGACGCCUCAAUCAAACACAUCGCGCGCUGGAUAUUCUCAAAAUCGACUCCCAUGAUGAAGAUAAUAUGGCCUUUGAGUUACUGAUAACGGCACGUGACCUGUCACACGUCAGACAGCUGUUGAUUGAGUUCAGAGGGAGGCCAAGCACCACCUCCACUCUCCUCCGUCGUCUGAAGAUGCUGAGGAAAAUCCAUGAUGCGGGCUUCAGGAAGUUCUCAGUCCACGCAAAGAAGAAUUGUUCUUAUACAGAACAGUCCUUACCUUAUGAAGUAACUGGUUGUUACAAAAUGCACCUUGUCAACACAAACUCCAGGAAAUUCCAGCGUACAUAGUGUUCACAACGAUUGGGCGUCAAAGCAAACUU